UGUCUCUGAGGUGUUUAUGUUUCUGUCCAGGGUUGUGUCUCUGAGGUGUUUAUGUUUCUGUCCAGGGUUGUGUCUCUGAGGCGUCCAGAAUGUUGUCUGUUAUAAUCAUGUUUCUGUCCAGGGUUGUGUCUCUGAGGCGUUUAUGUUUCUGUCCAGGGUUGUGUCUCUGAGGUGUCCAUGUUUCUGUCCAGGGUUGUGUCUCUGAGGUGUUCAUGUUUCUGUCCAGGAUUGUGUCUCUGAGGUGUCCAUGUUUCUGUCCAGGGUUGUGUCUCUGAGGUGUUCAUGUUUCUGUCCAGGGUUGUGUCUCUGAGGCGUUUAUGUUUCUGUCCAGGGUUGUGUCUCUGAGGUGUCCAUGUUUCUGUCCAGGGUUGUGUCUCUGAGGUGUUUAUGUUUCUGUCCAGGGUUGUGUCUCUGAGGUGUUUAUGUUUCUGUCCAGGGUUGUGUCUCUGAGGUGUUUAUGUUUCUGUCCAGGGUUGUGUCUCUGAGGUGUCCAGAAUGUUGUCUGUUAUAAUCAUGUUUCUGUCCAGGGUUGUGUCUCUGAGGAGUCUAUGUUUCUGUCCAGGGUUGUGUCUCUGAGGCGCCCAGGAAAGUUAAAGACGCCCUCAUCCCAGAGGGUUGGCCUCAUAAAGGGGCCAUCUCCUUUAAGGACUAUACGAUGAGGUACAGAGCGAACACCCCCAUCGUGCUCGAUGGACUCCAGCUCAACAUCCAGCCCAGGGAGAAGCUGGGCAUCGUGGGGAGGACAGGCUCCGGGAAGUCUUCUUUAGGAGUGGCCCUGUUCCGCCUGGUGGAACCAGCUGCAGGGACUAUCUUCAUAGAUGGGGUGGACACCAGCGCUAUCGGCCUGGAGGAUCUCCGCAGUAAACUGUCAAUCAUCCCCCAGGACCCUGUCCUAUUCAUCGGCACUGUCAGGUAUAAUCUGGAUCCUUUCAACAACUAUAGUGACGAGGACAUCUGGUCUGCUCUGGAUAAGACUUUCAUGAAACACACAAUCUCCAGUCUCCCUGAGAAGCUGCAGUCGGACGUAGUGGAAAACGGGGAGAACUUCUCUGUAGGAGAGAGACAGCUGAUGUGUAUGGCCAGAGCACUGCUACGAAACUCCAAGAUCAUCUUGUUGGACGAGGCGACGGCAUCGAUCGACUCAGAGACGGACUCUCUGAUCCAGCACACCAUCAGAGACGCGUUCCAGGACUGUACCAUGCUUACUAUCGCUCACCGCAUUAACACUGUCCUGGAGUCAGAUCGUAUACUGGUCAUGGACGCCGGAAGGGUGGUUGAGUGUGACAGUCCAGAGGUCCUGAUGCAGAGACCAGAUUCUCAGUUUGCAGCUCUCCUGACUGCAGCCAACACCGUCAACACAUGAGCCUGGACACACUCCAUCUGCAGUCUGGACACCCCCCCCAUCUGUAGUCUGGACACACACCCGUCUGCAGUCUGGACACACCCCCUAUGACUCUGGACACACCUCCAUCUGCAGUCUGGACACACCUCCAUCUGCAGUCUGGUCACAUCUCCAUCUGGAGUUUGGACACACCUCCAUCUGCAGUCUGGACACACCCCCAUGAGUCUGGUCACACCUCCAUCUGCAGUCUGGUCUGACCUCCAUCUGCAGUCUGGACACACCUCCAUCUGCAGUCUGGACACACCUCCAUCUGAAGUCUGGACACACCUCCAUCUGCAGUCUGGACACACUUCCAUCUGCAGUCUGGACACACCUCCAUCUGCAGUCUGGACACAUCUCCAUCUGCAGUCUGGACACAUCUCCAUCUGAAGUCUGGACACACAUCCAUCUGCAGUCUGGACACCUUUCCAUCUGCAGUCUGGACACACUUCCAUCUGCAGUCUGGACACACCUCCAUCUGCAGUCUGGACACACCUCCAUCUGAAGUCUGGACACACCUCCAUCUGCAGUCUGGUCACACCUCCAUCUGCAGUCUGGUCACACCUCCAUCUGUAGUCUGGACACACCUCCAUGAGUCUGGACACACCUCCAUCUGAUAUCUGGUCACAACUCCAUCUGCAGUCUGGUCACAACUCCAUCUGUAGUCGGGACACACCUCCAUCUGAAGUCUGGUCCCAACUCCAUCUGAACUCUGGACACACCUCCCUCUGCAGUCUGGACACACCUCCAUCUGUAGUCUGGACACACAUCCAUCUGCAGUCUGGACACACCUCCAUGAGUCUGGACACACCUCCAUCUGAAGUCUGGACACACCUCCAUCUGAAGUCUGGACACACCUCCAUCUGAAGUCUGGACACACCUCCAUCUGAAGUCUGGACACACCUCCAUCUGUAGUCUGGACACCUCCAUCUGUAGUCUGGACACACCUCCAUCUGCAGUCUGGACACACCUCCAUCUGCAGUCUGGACACUCCUCCAUCUGCAGUCUGGACACACCUCCAUCUGAAGUCUGGACACACAUCCAUCUGCAGUCUGGACACCUUUCCAUAUGCAGUCUGGACACACCUCCUCCAUCUGCAGUCUGGACACACCUCCAUCUGCAGUCUGGACACACCCCCAUCUGCAGUCUGGACACACCUCCAUCUGCAGUCUGGACACACAUCCAUCUGCAGUCUGGACACCUUUCCAUCUGCAGUCUGGACACACCUCCAUCUGAAGUCUGGACACACCUACAUCUGAAGUCUGGUCACAACUCCAUCUUAGGUCUGGACACACCCCCUUGAAUCUGGACACACCUUCAUCUGUAGUCUGGACACACCUCCAUCUAAAGACUGGUCACACCUCCAUGAGUCUGGACACACCUCCAUCUGAAGUCUGUUCACACCUACAUCUGCAGUCUGGUCACACCUCCAUCUGCAGUCUGGUCACACCUCCAUCUGUAGUCUGGACACAUCUCCAUGAGUCUGGACACACCUCCAUCUGAUAUCUGGUCACAACUCCAUCUGCAGUCUGGACACACCUCCAUCUGUAGUCUGGACACACAUCCAUCUGCAGUCUGGACACACCUCCAUGAGUCUGGUCACACCUAAAACUGAAGUCUGGACACACCUCCAUCUGAAGUCUGGACACACCUCCAUCUGAAGUCUGGACACACCUCCAUCUGAAGUCUGGACACCUCCAUCUGUAGCCUGGUCCCACCUCCAUCUGUAGUCUGGACACACCUCCAUCUGCAGUCUGGACACACCUCCAUGAGUCUGGUCACACCUAAAACUGAAGCCUGGACACAACUUCAUCUGUAGCCUGGACACAUCCCCAUGAGUCUGGUCACACCUCCAUCUUCAGUCUGGACACACCCCCAUGGGUCUGGUCAAACCUCCAUCUGAAGUCUGGUCACAACUCCAUCUGCAGUCUGGACACACCCCCAUAUGAAGUCUGGACACACCCCCAUAUGAAGUCUGGACACACCCCCAUAUGAAGUCUGGACACGACCCCAUCUGAUGUCUCCGCCCACCACCUGUCCUUAAUUGUCGGACCACCCCACCCCCCAUGCUUUCUCUGUUUUCCAUGGACACACAUGAAUGUGCAUGUGCCUGCGCGCACGCUUAUCCAGACAAACAUAUGCAAACACACACACACACGUGCGCGUGCACACCUAAAGCAUACGGCAUUAGCGUCAUGCUAGCAUUGACUAAGGAAGCUGUAUCAGGCAGUAACACCAUUAUGAAGUGACUAAACAGCUGUAACACCAUUAUGAAACUAUAAAACAGCAGUAACACCAUUAUGAAGUGACAAAACAGCAGUAACACCAUUAUGCAACUAUAAAACAGCAGUAACACCAUUAUGAAGUGACAAAACAGCUGUAACACCAUUAUGGAACUAUAAAACAGCAGUAACACCAUUAUGAAGUGACAAAACAGCAGUAACACCAUUAUGAAGUGACAAAACAGCAGUAACACCAUUAUGAAGUGACAUAAACAGCAGUAACACCAUUAUGAAACUAUAAAACAGCUGUAACACCAUUAUGAAAGUAUAAAACAGCAGUACCACCAUUAUGAAGUGACAAAACAGCAGUAACACCAUUAUGAAACUAUAAAACAGCUGUAACACCAUUAUGAAACUAUAAAACAGCAGUAACACCAUUAUGAAGUGACAAAACAGCAGUAACACCAUUAUGAAGUAACAAACAGCAGUAACACCAUUAUGAAGUGACAAAACAGCAGUAACACCAUUAUGAAACGACAAAACAGCAGUAACACCAUUAUGAAGUAACAUAAACAGCAGUAACACCAUUAUGAAACAACAAAACAGCAGUAACACCAUUAUGAAGUAACAUAAACAGCAGUAACACCAUUAUGAAACUACAAAACAGCAGUAACACCAUUAUGAAGUAACAUAAACAGCAGUAACACCAUUAUGAAACAACAAAACAGCAGUAACACCAUUAUGAAGUAACAUAAACAGCAGUAACACCAUUAUGAAACUACAAAACAGCAGUAACACCAUUAUGAAACUACAAAACAGCAGUAACACCAUUAUGAAACUACAAAACAACAGUAACACCAUUAUGAAGUAACAAAACAGCAGUAACACCAUUAUGAAACAACAAAACAGCAGUAACACCAUUAUGAAGUAACAUAAACAGCAGUAACACCAUUAUGAAACUACAAAACAGCAGUAACACCAUUAUGAAGUAACAUAAACAGCAGUAACACCAUUAUGAAACAACAAAACAGCAGUAACACCAUUAUGAAACAACAAAACAACAGUAACACCAUUAUGAAGUAACAAAACAGCAGUAACACCAUUAUGAAACUACAAAACAGCUGUAACGUUUAUUUGAUUCACAGCACUUUGUCU
Oncorhynchus nerka (sockeye salmon) is the source of this 4758-nucleotide messenger RNA. RefSeq names its product ATP-binding cassette sub-family C member 12-like. The transcript is spliced from 6 exons. Gene Ontology annotation, cellular component: membrane. Lineage: Eukaryota; Metazoa; Chordata; Actinopteri; Salmoniformes; Salmonidae. The record is from RefSeq and is a predicted model, not a curated record. Bases 656 to 1363 code for a protein of 235 amino acids. Gene Ontology annotation, biological process: transmembrane transport. Gene Ontology annotation, molecular function: ATP hydrolysis activity; ATPase-coupled transmembrane transporter activity; ATP binding.